AUGUCGAUUACAUAUGAUCAACCUAUUGUUGAUGUUGCACACUACGUUUUUCACUACCAGAUCAAUGAGACGGAUGAAGAGGUUUGGACAAGAGCACGCCUAGCGUUCCUAGAUACCAUAGGGUGUGCGAUUGAGACCGUAGCUACAAAUCCUGAGUGCCAGAGGCUCCUCCAUGCCGGUGCCAUAAACACUGCUGUUCAAGAUGGGAUUCGAGUUCCAGGAACUGAUUUACAAGUGAAUUUGCUGGACGGCGUAUUCAGUUUUGGAGUUCUACUACGCUAUCUGGAUCAUAACGAUGCCUUGGGAGGAGCAGAGUGGGGACAUCCUUCAGAUAAUCUCGGUGCAAUUUUGCCCGUUAUGGACUGGUUGUCGCGCAUCAAGGCAACAAACCAAACAGACAGUACCGGACCCCCGCUAACGAUGCGAACUUUGCUGAUUGCAUUGAUCAAGGCAUACGAAAUACAGGGGUGUUAUCAAAUGUGCAAUGCCUUCAAUGCCUACGGCAUCGACCAUGUGAUACUAGUUAAACUAGCUUCCGCCGCUGUGGUAUGUUGGUUGCUUGGACUCACGGAAGAACAAACAAAGGCAUGUAUUUCUCAUGUCUGGAUAGACGGACAAUCGAUUCGUGUUUACAGGGCGCAGAACAAUACAGUCCCUCGGAAAGGGUGGGCAGCGGGUGACGCUGCCAGGCGAGCUGUUCAGCUUGCUUUAUAUGUUCGAUCUGGCCAGCCCGGGAUGCCAGGAGCCUUGUCCUCGAAGCCAUGGGGAUUCUGGGCCUGCACAUUCGGCGAUAAACAAUUUGAGUUCCCUCGCCCCUUUGGAACAUGGACCAUCCGGAACGUGAUGUUCAAAAUAAUGCCGGUGGAAGGACAUGGAGUAUCGGCAGUGGAAGCAGCACUCCUUCAGCUCCAUCGCUUUAAGGACAGGGGAUUCUCGAAUCCCAUGAAAGAUGUGGCACAGAUGGACUUACGCACCACCGCAGCAGCAAAUCUAAUAAUCAACAAAAGCGGACCACUGUGGAAUCCAGCUGAUCGUGAUCACUGCGUCCAAUAUGUGAUUGCUGUAGCAUUCCUGACAGGAAGACCGCCGAACGCUGCAGAUUAUUCAGAUGAAAGCCUUUGGGCUAGGAGCAAGGAGGUAGAAGAUUUCCGUAGGAGGAUCAUGGUACGGCCGGACCCUCGUCUGACGCAUGAUUAUUUAAGCCUGGAAAAGCGAAGCUUCGGUGCAGGAUUGACAGUUUAUCUCCAAGACGGAUCUAUACUCUCAGAAAUCUUAGUUGAGUACCCCAUUGGGCAUGUGCGCAAUUUGAGAACAGAAAACUUUCUGCAAGAGAAGUUUUCCCGGAAUAUGGCAUACCGGUUCUCUGAGACAGAAAGAGAUCGGAUUGUGGACGCCGUUCAAGAUCUUGAUUUGCCAGUCGUGGAUCUCGUUGAUUUGCUGACCCGUCCUGUAGUCAAGUCAAAUUUGUAA
Molecule: messenger RNA, 1470 nt
Organism: Penicillium macrosclerotiorum
Lineage: Eukaryota; Fungi; Ascomycota; Eurotiomycetes; Eurotiales; Aspergillaceae
Product: putative 2-methylcitrate dehydratase (PrpD)
Exons: 2
Coding region: 1-1470 (489 amino acids)
Molecular function (GO): lyase activity
Source: RefSeq, a predicted model, not a curated record